UCUUGUUUGCAAGUGGUUAAAAUGCUACAAUCAAACCGUGUCUUGCUAAAAGAGCAGACUCAUUUGUAUGCCAUAGAAAGAAAGCUGGUCAAGGCGCUGCCCAUUAUUCAGGAAACACUGAAUUCGCUUAAGGUUGAGGAGCUGCAUUUAAAAUCGAAUUCAGUGCAUCAAGCGGUGUCCAUGGAGCCAUCAAAUGUGGGCAUGAGUAGGGAAAUCUGUGACCAGAGUAUGAAUACACCGAACGAGCAAAUAAACUGUCAGGAAAUCGACUUGCAGUUAUUCGAAAACGAUUUGCAACAGUUUGGUGUGGAAAUCGAAUCAGACUGAUCGAAAUUAUAGCUGUUCACAAUCAUUUAUUGGUACAAAUUAAGCUAAUUGAAAAAAAUUUCCAAACUCAUUUCGUACUAAAUUAAAACUAUUCUAAAAUAUAGUUGUUAUAAAAUGU
Messenger RNA from Drosophila navojoa, 445 nucleotides. RefSeq lists its product as uncharacterized. Lineage: Eukaryota; Metazoa; Arthropoda; Insecta; Diptera; Drosophilidae. Gene Ontology annotation, cellular component: nucleus. Gene Ontology annotation, biological process: transcription by RNA polymerase II; transcription initiation at RNA polymerase III promoter. The record is from RefSeq and is a predicted model, not a curated record.